AUGCCGCCAAAGCAACUGUUCGACCCCUCCGGAUUGACCCGACUGAAGACCCUCGAGCUCUCUGGCGAUGCAGGACGCUUUGUAAUGCCACUGGCCCUGUGGUUCCGCGCCAUUCCCAAGCUUCUUGGACUCGAACGUCUGGUCUUGAGAGACUUGGACAUUGUGCUUCGAAACUUCGCAGACGCCAAUAUACCCGCCUUGGGGGUCACGGAUCUGUGUAUCUACAACUGUCCCAUUACCUCGGGCAUCAGCGUCAUCGAUUUCUACAAACAAGGGGACUUCUUCCAAUGUUUCCCGGCACUGCGCACCCUUACCAUCGGUAGGGUGGCGCCGGAGCUCUCGCGCGACGCCCAUGCCUUUGCGCCGUUUGUAGAUACGUUGGAGACGUUCACUUGGUUCGACACAGGAGCCUCAUCGCGCUGGUGGGCAAGGGCCUUUUCGAUAUCGAGGUUCCCCAUACAGGCGCGUGGACUCAGAGCGGCGAAGCACCUCAAGGUUUCAAGUCUACUAGAGCUCAUGUGCGGCGACAAUGAGGGCUGCGCGUUUUGGAAGACUGUCGAGACCAUUGAGCUUCUUGAGGAUGGCUUCGAUCUGAGACAUGUGUCUCGAGUGCUGACGAAAGAUGGGAGAUGGAACAGGCUUGAUGGAUCUCCUGCCCUUGACCCGCUGCGCUUUAGGCCUAGCCCGGGAGAGAUCGAGACGCUGCUCAAGUUGCCGACCCCAGAAGAGUACGAGACGCUGCUUAAGUUCCUGCUGAGACAGUGCCUGGAUGUGUAUCAGCAAGUCCGAGUUCUUGACAUCGGAUCAUUGAUGUGA
Molecule: messenger RNA, 816 nt
Organism: Colletotrichum godetiae
Lineage: Eukaryota; Fungi; Ascomycota; Sordariomycetes; Glomerellales; Glomerellaceae
Exons: 1
Coding region: 1-816 (271 amino acids)
Source: RefSeq, a predicted model, not a curated record